UAUAAAAGGGUGAUUCGUUUCUGAGGAAGUUUACAGAAGUUUUCUUCUCCAUCACUUCGAAACAAUGAGUCUCUCUGCCAAGGACAAAGCCUCCAUCAAAGCCUUCUGGGCCAUAAUCUCCCCAAAGGCUGAGGAAAUCGGUAGACAAGCUCUCUUCAGGAUGCUGACUGUUUACCCGCAGACCAAAACCUACUUUUCCCACUGGAGUGACCUGAGCCUUGACUCUCCCCAAGUGAAGAAACACGGAAAGACUGUUGUCUCUGGAGUGGAAGAGGCUGUGAACAAAAUCGAUGACCUGACCAAUGGGUUGCUCGACCUAAGCCAGCUGCACGCUUUCCAGCUGCGUGUUGACCCAGUCAACUUCAAGAUCCUCUCCCACAAUUUGCUCGUGGUUCUGGCCACCCUGUUCCCCGCUGACUUUACUCCUGAGAUACAUGUGGCUAUGGAUAAGUUUCUUGCUGCUUUGUCCCUGGCUCUCUCUGAGAAGUACAGAUAAGAAGCUCUGCAGGCAACAGAACAGACACAUGCAAACUCUAUAUGUAUUUUUAUGUCCUUGAUUGAUCUAAAUAAAAGGCAAAAUGUUUUUGAGCUGUA
Hemibagrus wyckioides is the source of this 594-nucleotide messenger RNA. RefSeq names its product hemoglobin embryonic subunit alpha-like. Gene Ontology annotation, molecular function: oxygen binding; peroxidase activity; organic acid binding. NCBI's taxonomy places the organism in Eukaryota, Metazoa, Chordata, Actinopteri, Siluriformes, Bagridae. The record is from RefSeq and is a predicted model, not a curated record. Gene Ontology annotation, cellular component: hemoglobin complex; blood microparticle; haptoglobin-hemoglobin complex. The transcript is spliced from 3 exons. Bases 65 to 496 code for a protein of 143 amino acids. Gene Ontology annotation, biological process: hydrogen peroxide catabolic process; oxygen transport.